AUGAGGCCCGGGGCCCCCGCCACCCUCCCCCACUACCAGCGAUCGGCGCCGCGCCGCGCUCCCACUUCGUGGCUCGCCAGUCGGUCUGUGCUGGCAGGUGAGAGAGGAGUGGCCAUGGGUGUCCAGGCCAAGCAUGAUACAUUAGGCAUCAAGAAAGUUUUGAAGUGCUCUAUCAGAAUAAGCUAUAGAUGUGCCUCUGAACACUGGGCUCUCUUCAGUCUAGCCCUACUGCUUUACCUGCUGUACAGAUCUUCACCGGGUCUCUUCGCUUUCCUUCUCUCCACUUCCCCUGUAAUUAUUUGCGCCACCCUUCUUCUUGGUAUACUGCUAAGUUAUGGGAGCACACAUCUUCCUGAGUCCGUUGAAGACCGGAAGACUGACACAGAUAGUUCAGCUCCCAGGUUUGGAUGUUUUUCCAGAAAUGUUCAUUUUGGAGCACAUCAGGGAUUUUCAGUGCCUGCAGUUAAGGAGAGCACAGUUGGCUUUAAAUGUUGGGAAAUCAGAAACCCAAGUUUUAGCAAGGCAAGGGCUGACAAGCUUACUGAGCUGGAUGAUACUGUUCCUCUUUUGAAGGAAUCAGUUGAUCAAGGAGAUGAGAGAGUUUAUGGACAUGAUAGACUCACUGAACUCUUCGCUUCUAUUUCUUCCAUGGUGACACUGCAGCAAGAGGUUGGUAUGGAGAAAUUCAUGAAGGCUGAUCAUGAACGGGAGUUCAGAGAUCCAUUUUCCAACAAUGAUAAUAGUACCGAGUAUGCUAGCCUGUUUGAGGAUGCUGGUCAAAGAAGAGUUGAUGAGAAGGAGACAACAUUUGGCUUAUGCUCUUCCAGUGAGAAUGAUAGGGAAAAUGAUGAAACAGUAAGAAAGGAAAAUCAAGAUAAAUUGUUGACAGAUGAUCAAAGUGAUAAUGUGGGAGAGGUUUCAGAAGAUAACCCAGCUAAAAAACCGGCUGGUACUUGCAAAUGGGGCCGUGCUUUUUCUGUCCGUCAGAGAAAGAAGCUUGAUGGGAUAAAGAUUGAGCCUAUCAAUGUUGAUAUCAGCAGCCAGUUAGACUCUUCUCUAGUUUCACCAUGUGCAAGAGUUGGCAACCAUGAUGUUUCAUCAGAUUUUGAUUCUGUCAAGCCAGAGUUUUCCUCUUCUGAUAUCACUAUGGUUGACGUUGCUCCAAUGCUCGAUGGUAAUGAUCCUCCUUUAAGCAAUGAUGAUUCUGGUAAGCUAGAGGAUUCCUCUUGUGAUAUCACUAUGGCUGAUGUUGCUCCAAUGCUUGAUGAGAUUGAUCCUCCUUUAGGCAAUGAAUUCCCUAGCCCCGAGCCCAUUGACAAUGAUGAUUCUGUCUGCGGUUCCAACUUCUGCCGCCUGGAUCCUCAAAUGGACAGUGAUAAUAACAGCAAGCCUGAUACUAGUAAAGCUGAAAAUGAUGCUAAGGAUGGAGAAAAGAAGAAGGAUGAUGGUGGGAACCAACCUGAAUUUCUUGGGACAGCAGACGAAGAUAAGAAUGCCAUGGAUCUUGGGUACUCUGAGGUGGAAAGGAGUCGUAGAUUGGAGUUCUUGAUGGCUAAGAGAAGAUCAAGGAAGAAUAUAAUAUUUGAUCUUGAUGGAAAUGAUGCUUGUCAGAGUGCAGAUAGAUUUUCACGUUUCCGUAUGCAAGUUCAGCCCAUUUCAGUAUCAAGGAGGAGCCCUUUUGACCUUGCUUCUGAUCCUGAUGAGGCAGCCAUUCCUGGCUCGGCUCCUUCAAUCAUGCAUCGGCGAAAUAACCUGUUUGAACCCCCUUCUGAACAAUCAGAUGAUGGUGGUGUAUCUGCACAUGAUAACUUGGAUUCUCAAGAAAUCAUGACAGGUUCCCGCCGAGACAUGGUCUUCAAGAGGCAUGAUACCUUCAAUUUUGGCGGCCAAGAGAGACACCGUUCUCGAUUUAAGCCAUGUUUCGUGCUGGAUGCAAUGGAUAUUCAGGAAGAAAGUACAGGCAGUUUCCAGAGGCAGUUCAGUGACAAGAGUGUGUCAAAACUAAGUGCUGUAUCUGAGUGUGAUACCCUUUCUUCGGUCGCUGAUCAAGAGGAAAGCAACAACCUCGUCAAAAAGGAUUUCCAGAGGUGGUUCAGUGACAAGAGCGUGUCAAGACUGAGCGUUGUUUCUGAAUCUGACACCCUUUCUUUGGGCGCCGAUCAAGAGGAAUGCAACGACCUUGUGAAAAAGGAUUUCCAGAGGUGGUUCAGUGACAAGAGCAUGUCGAGGCUGAGCGUUGUUUCUGGAUCUGACGCCCUUUCUUUGGCCGCCGGUCAAGAGGAACGCAGCGACUUCAAUAAGGACUUCCUCUGGUAUUUCCAGAGGCAGUUCAGUGACAAGAGCAUGUCGAAAGUAACUGUUGUUUCUGAAUCCGAUGCCCUUUCUUUGGUCGCCGACCAGGAGGAACACACCGACUUCAAUAAGGAUUUCCUUUGGUACUUCCAGAGGCAGUUCAGCGACAAGAGCGUGUCGAGGCAGAGCGUUGUUGCUGAAUCUGAUAUCAUUUCGUCAGUCACCGAUCAAGAGGACCGCAGCGACCUCGUCGAGAAGGAUGUCCUUUUGGGGGACACGUCGCCAGAGCUGCCAAGACAGGAAAGUGAUGUUGGAAAUGCUGGAAGCAAAUGCCCAGACACGGUUGAUUUUUUGGGUGAUGAAACUCUGAAUGCCGCUGUCGCCAGUGGGAUGGAGCCUGAGCCAGUGUGCAAUGCUGCAACAUAG
Molecule: messenger RNA, 2718 nt
Organism: Triticum turgidum subsp. durum (durum wheat)
Lineage: Eukaryota; Viridiplantae; Streptophyta; Magnoliopsida; Poales; Poaceae
Source: the annotation of a GenBank genome assembly